This is a messenger RNA of Varanus komodoensis (Komodo dragon), 1111 nucleotides long. RefSeq names its product beta-1,3-glucuronyltransferase 1 (gene B3GAT1). NCBI's taxonomy places the organism in Eukaryota, Metazoa, Chordata, Lepidosauria, Squamata, Varanidae. The transcript has 4 exons. Gene Ontology annotation, biological process: chondroitin sulfate proteoglycan biosynthetic process; carbohydrate metabolic process. Gene Ontology annotation, cellular component: Golgi membrane. Bases 107 to 1111 code for a protein of 334 amino acids. Gene Ontology annotation, molecular function: galactosylgalactosylxylosylprotein 3-beta-glucuronosyltransferase activity. The record is from RefSeq and is a predicted model, not a curated record.
UCCCUUCUUGCCCAUUUAUUUCUGUUUCUCCGUGUGCUCUGCUGUUCUGUCUCUGCGGUUUUCGCUGUCAGGUAAUGAGGAGCUGUGGGCCCCGUCAGUCCUGGAGAUGCCGAAGCGACGAGACAUCCUGGCUAUCGUGCUGAUAGUUCUUCCCUGGACGCUGCUCAUCACCGUGUGGCACCAAAGCACCAUUGCGCCAGUGCUUGCCGUGCACAAGGAGGAUGGUGGAGACGCCCGGCGUGACUUCUCCCAAAGCUCAGACUCCAAGGAGUACUGCCUCUCGGACCGAGACAUCGUGGAGGUGGUUAGGACAGAGUAUGUCUACACCCGCCCGCCCCCGUGGUCAGACGCCUUGCCCACCAUCCACGUCGUCACGCCCACCUACAGCCGGCCGGUCCAGAAGGCGGAGCUGACCCGUCUGGCCAACACUUUUUUACAUGUUCCAAACUUGCACUGGAUCCUGGUGGAGGAUUCCCAGAGGAGGACCCCUUUGGUCACCAGGCUCUUGCGGGACACGGGACUGAACUACACCCACCUCAACGUGGAGACCCCGCGCAACUACAAGCUGAGGGGGGACAUGAGGGACCCAAGGAUUCCCCGGGGAACCAUGCAACGGAACCUGGCCCUGCGGUGGCUGAGGGAAACCUUUAAUAAAAACAACAGCCAGCCAGGGAUUGUAUACUUUGCGGAUGACGAUAACACGUACAGCCUGGAACUCUUUGAGGAGAUGAGGACCACCAGGAAAGUGUCGGUGUGGCCAGUGGCCUUCGUGGGAGGCUUGCGCUACGAGUCGCCCAAAGUGAACGCAGCCGGGAAGGUGUAUGGCUGGAAGACCGUCUUCGACCCUCACCGGCCGUUCGCCAUCGACAUGGCGGGCUUUGCCGUGAAUCUCAGGCUUAUCCUUCAGCGACCUCAGGCGUACUUCAAGCUCCGUGGGGUGAAGGGGGGCUACCAGGAGAGCAGCCUGCUCCGGGAGCUGGUGACCCUCAAUGACCUUGAGCCGAAAGCCGCCAAUUGCACUAAGAUUCUUGUCUGGCACACAAGGACAGAGAAACCCGUGUUGGUGAAUGAAGGGAAAAAGGGUUUCACAGAUCCCAACGUGGAAAUCUGA